AUGGAAAUUAGUGAUAUUUUAUUUGAUGAUUUAGUAGUAGGAGAGAUUAAUGACGAUUUUAUUUGUGUAAUUUGUUCACAUUUACAAGUUGAUAUUUACCAAUGUGUAGAAGGUCAUUUUGCAUGUAAAAAUUGUUUUUUAAAAAUGAUUGAAUUAAAAAAACAAUGUAUGACAUGUCGUUGUGAAAUUAAAUCAAUUGAAUCAUUAAGUAAGAAUAGAUAUUUAGAGAAAGAAGUUAGAAAAUUAAAUAUUUAUUGUCCAAAUUCAUUUUCAGAUUUAAAGAAUAGUAUUAAAGAUGAAAAUGCUUGUAAAGAUAUAAUUACAAUUGAAGGAUUAGAAACUCAUUUAAAGAAUUGUAAAUUUACAUUAAAAGAAUGUCCAAAUAAUAAAAAUUGUAAUGAUGAUAAUAAAAAUAAAGAAUGUUUAAAAAUUAGACAAGGUGAAUUUGAUCACCAUUUAAAGGAAUGUCCAAAUUCUUUAAUAAAAUGUGAACAUUGUUCAAUAGAGAUAACAAGGUCAAAGCAAACAGACCAUAUUGAAAAUCAUUGUUUAAAAGUUUUAAAACAAUGUGAAUUUUGUUUUAAAUUAAUUGAAAGAGGUGAAUUUAAUAAUCAUCAAGAUACAAUAUGUCUAUCGAAAUUAAUCAAAUGUCCAUUUAAUGAGGGUGGUUGUGUGGAUUUGGUGAAGCGUUCAGAUAUUAAAGAGCAUUUAUCAGUACUUGCUGGUGAACAUCUUUUAUACUCUAUUACAAUGAUUAAUAGUUUAUCAUUGAAAUUAGAGAAAUCAAAUUCAGAAUUACAAGAAUCAAUUUCAUACUCAAGGUUAUUGAAAAAGGAUUUUAAAGAAUUAAAAAAAUCAAAAAGUUAUUCUGGUAGAUGGGUAAUUGAAAAAUGGAGUGAAAAAUUAAAACAGUAUGGUAAAGGCCAAUCCAUCCAAUUCCAAAAAUUCAAUACUUCAACAUCACCAUCAUCUGCAUUUUCCUAUUUCACACUCAGACUAUUCCCAAAUGGUCAAUACAAUGGUGAAACAAUUUCAAUUCAUCUUGUAAAAUUAUUUAGAAAUAAAUCUAGAAUUAGUUUUAGCUUUGAAAUUGAAAAUCAUAUUAACCCAUCAUCAAAUGAAGAAAUUGAUUCAAGAUUCCUAUUUGGUAAUUUAAAUGAUUAUUAUUCAACAAUUUUCUAUAAAGAAUAUAAUAAAGAAAAUGGUUUCAUUUCUGAAGAUGAUACUUUAGUAAUUCAUUUUAAUGUUGAAAUUUUAAAAUAUUAUGAUGAUACAUUUAUCACAAAAUAA
This is a messenger RNA of Dictyostelium discoideum AX4, 1290 nucleotides long. RefSeq lists its product as hypothetical. The transcript is spliced from 2 exons. Gene Ontology annotation, molecular function: zinc ion binding. Lineage: Eukaryota; Evosea; Eumycetozoa; Dictyosteliales; Dictyosteliaceae. Bases 1 to 1290 code for a protein of 429 amino acids. The record is from RefSeq and is a predicted model, not a curated record. Gene Ontology annotation, cellular component: cytoplasm.